UAUCAACAUUGCACAUACCUGUCUUCAAUACACAGGCACGUAUAGGUUCAUAAACAAAGUUCAUCCGGACAGGUAAAGGAGAGGGAAGAAGAUUGCAGAUAUGGGAAUUCAGAUGAAAGCUUUAUUGCUGGGUGCUGCAAUGGCAGCCGUAGCUUGUACAACCAUCAUCGCUUUGAUUCUCUCUCUUGCCAAUCAUCAGACUUUGGAUCGGCCAUACUUAACACAGUAUGGGAUUGUGUUUGAUGCUGGCUCCACUCACACGGCACUUUUCCUGUACCAGUGGCUGGGGAACAAAGAGAAUAACACUGGAAUAGUCUCUCAGAAACAGAGCUGUGAUGUGGAUGGUGAUGGCAUAUCCAGCUAUGUACAGAACCCUCUGGCAGCUGGAGAAAGUCUUAAGAAAUGCUUGGAUGUUGCCAAGGCAGCAAUACCAGAAGGAGAGCGGAAAACUACACCUGUGUACCUUGGUGCCACUGCUGGCAUGCGGCUUCUUGGCUUACAGAACAAAAGUUUAGCAGACAGCAUUCUCGCAGAAGUCACCAAAACAAUCCAAAGUUAUCAAUUUGAUUUUCGAGGGGCCAGAAUACUCUCUGGCAUGGAGGAGGGGGCUUAUGGCUGGAUCACCAUCAACUAUCUCUUGGAGAGUUUUAUCAAGCACACAUUUGAGGGCAAUUGGAUCCACCCAAAAGCAGGAAAGAUCCUUGGAGCUCUUGAUCUCGGUGGCUCAUCAACACAGAUCUCAUUCACCCCAAAAGACCCAGUGAAAAACCCAGAUUCAGCUUUUAAUCUCCAGCUCUACGGGUACAAAUAUGAGUUGUACACACACAGCUACUUGUGCUUCGGCAAGGACCAGGCUUUGAGGAAACUUCAGGUCUACCUUCACAAGACUGCUGGACCCUCACCUGUAAUCAGUCACCCAUGCUACCAUGUCGGAUAUAACCUCAGUCUUACUUUGGAUGACCUUUAUAACUCCCCUUGUGUGGUCAAACCAAACAAUUUCAACACCACGGCUACAGUCCUUUUCUCAGGAACGGGUAACUCAUUCCUCUGUCUUUCUCUAAUGGAGGACAUUGUUAACCUGACCGAUUGUGCAUUUUCACCAGACUGUGGCUUCAAUGGUGCCUAUCAGCCUCCGGUCAAUGGCGAAUUCUUUGCUUUUUCUGCAUACUUCUACACCUUUGACUUCCUUGGACUUAUCCCAAAAGCUCCCCUGACCCAGGUUCUUUCCACUAUUGAGACUCACUGCAACAAAAACUGGACCUCUCUUACCGCUGAAAAUCCAAACAUUACGGCAAAAUAUCUGAAAGAUUAUUGUGCUUCUGCUCAUUAUAUUAUGACUAUUCUCUUGAAAGGAUACAAGUUCAAUAACACCUGGGAUCAAAUCUCUUUUGAGAAACAGGUAGCAGACACAGAUAUUGGUUGGACAUUGGGCUACAUGCUGAACCUGACCAACAUGAUUCCUUCUGAACAGUCCAGAGCAGUGACAGGAGUGCCGCACAGUCAGUGGGCAGCUCAGAUUUUCUUCAUCGUAUUUGCCCUCUUCCUCAGUUUACUUAUUAUAGCCAUUCUGUUUGUCCGUGAUCUAAGCCAGUGAGUUGUGUGUCAUGAAUGUGUGUAUACAUGAAUAUUUAUUGCUUAUGUUUGUUUUUUUUCCACAAAGACCUCACAGUGAAAUAAUCUAUGAAUUUUGACAUUAUGAUGACAA
Molecule: messenger RNA, 1705 nt
Organism: Sinocyclocheilus anshuiensis
Lineage: Eukaryota; Metazoa; Chordata; Actinopteri; Cypriniformes; Cyprinidae
Product: ectonucleoside triphosphate diphosphohydrolase 8-like
Exons: 10
Coding region: 101-1594 (497 amino acids)
Biological process (GO): nucleoside diphosphate catabolic process
Cellular component (GO): plasma membrane
Molecular function (GO): GDP phosphatase activity; UDP phosphatase activity; ribonucleoside triphosphate phosphatase activity
Source: RefSeq, a predicted model, not a curated record